Didymodactylos carnosus is the source of this 762-nucleotide messenger RNA. Lineage: Eukaryota; Metazoa; Rotifera; Eurotatoria; Philodinida; Philodinidae. The record is from the annotation of a GenBank genome assembly.
AUGCAACAGAAUCUUGAUAAUAAUCAGAACCGUCUCAAUGAUUUAGAGAUAGCUGCUCGUAACCGUGAUCAAGCCAAUGAAAUGCAAAAAGAUACAGUGUUGAUGACAAAAUCUCGUACACGUUGUGGUCUGAGAUUAGAAAACGUGCUCAAAGUCGGAGCAGCCUUUCUCGUUCCUUUCAUGAUUGGUAUAUUUACUAUCGUCACAACGAUGCAACAGAAUCUUGAUAAUAAGCAGAACCGUCUCAAUGAUUUGGAGAUAGCUGCUUGUAACCGUGAUCAAGCCAAUGAAUUGCAAAAAGAUGUAGUUUAUGCUGCCUGUAUCAAAGAUAUUAGCGAACUUUUUAUGAAAGACAGUCACAAUCUAUCUGAAAAUGAACAGCAAAAUCGGUAUGCAUUUGCCUCGGCUAAAACAAUGACCACACUUGAACAAAUCGAUGGCAAACGAAAAACCUACCUUAUCAAAUUUCUGUAUCAAGCCGGUCUUCUUGAUAAACGCAAAACGGUAGUUGAUUUAAGUGGAGCAAAUCUGAAUGGCACUGAUUUAGGAGGUUCACUCGAUACGCCACUAUCAUUGAAUUACAUAACUCUUCGUUAUGUUAGUUUAUUAAAUGCAUCGUUUGUAAAUGUUAAUCUCAAGGAUGCUGAUUUCAGUGGAUCGAUAUUGAAUGGUGCCAACUUUACAUCGGCAAAUUUGGCAAAGACUAAUUUUACCGGCUGUGACUUAAUUCAAGCCGAUUUUAGGGGAGCCUACAUCUACUGA